Molecule: messenger RNA, 453 nt
Organism: Nezara viridula (southern green stink bug)
Lineage: Eukaryota; Metazoa; Arthropoda; Insecta; Hemiptera; Pentatomidae
Source: the annotation of a GenBank genome assembly
AUGGAUACAACUAUUAUUCAGGGUGUUACUCUUGGGUUCCUAUUAGGUUUUGUAGGAUUCAUUAUAUUCACCAGGAACCCUUCAAAAAACUUAAAAAGUAAUAAUUAUAAAAUUGUGAUGGUUGUAAGGACUGAUAUUUUGAAAAACAAAACUCAAACUGCUAUACAUUGUUCUCGGGCAGCAUUAGAAUGUUUUAAAAAAGCUAAAUUAAAGUAUCCUGAUGCUGUUAAUAUUUGGGAGAAGAAUAGUCAACCAAAGAUUGCUUUAAAGCUAGAUAAAAAUGAAAAUGAAGAAAUGCUGUGCCUUCACAGAAAAGCUGAAAGGUUAGGCUUAGUUUCUGUGCAAAUAUUAGAAGAAAAUUCUUACCAGAAAAAUGAUAUUGCUGUUCUUGGAAUUGGCCCAGGAUCUGAAGAAUUAGUCAAUGAAGUAACUGGUCAUCUCAAACUUUUAUAA